Messenger RNA from Phalacrocorax carbo (great cormorant), 11442 nucleotides. Lineage: Eukaryota; Metazoa; Chordata; Aves; Suliformes; Phalacrocoracidae. The record is from RefSeq and is a predicted model, not a curated record.
UACAGAAAGGGGAGAGCCCGGGGAGAUUGUGCGUGUGUAUGUGUGUCUGGCUGUGCUGGCGUUAAUGUCUGAAGUAACAGUGUGAUUUCCAUUUAUUUUAAUUAGUUUCCCACGUAUUUCCUCAUCCCAGCCCGCUGGGCCUGUCAGCCCCUGCGGUCCCUUGGGAGCUAGUGACAGGCUGGGGGAGGCGAAGGCAGGCUGAGCAUCGCCUGGGCGGAGGGGCUCCUGGGCUGGUUUUCAAAGUCGCUUUGCUAUCUCCCCCCACCCCCCCACCCCUUUGUUUUUUUUAAUUGCUGGUGCCUGGGAGGCCUCGUGUCGCGGGGGUUUUUGCCUCAAGCUUCCGUGGCGGCUUUGGUGAAGCUGUUUAAAGCCCGCCGGGCUUGUAGGUGUCUCUUGUGAGAUCUCCGACUAGAUAAGGGGAGAUUUAGCGUUGCUGAUAUCGGAAAGGCAGGCGGACUGGCAAAACUUCAAAUCCUUCGGGGCUGCCCCGGUUAUCCUGAGAUUGCGAAAGCACAAAACCAGUUCUAAAUAACUAGGUGGUGAAGUUUAAAAAUUAUAUUCCAGUCUGAGGUUGCUUAACGUUGUUGUGGUAGUCUUAAUAUUACUUUCUGCUGGAGAAGUCAAAGGAAAUACGCCUCUUUUCACAAAUCGUUUUGGAUACGCUUUUUUAUGACUAACAGACUUGUGUGGGCAGUUUUACAGUUCCUUCUUUUUAAUUCCUUUCACAUAUCAGUUGGAGGACAUGUGUAUUUCUAAUAGUGUAAAACAAAAAAAGAAAGUGUGAUAUCUACAUCUGUUGUAAGAGAGGAUUUGUUGACAUUGUUUCCAGUUUUAUUUCCAAUUUGACAGUACAGACUUUAUUAUGGCUCUGUACUCCUAAAGUUUUGGUGUCCGUAGGGUUUGAGGUGUCAUAGCCCACAAGCUAGUUGUGGAGAAAUGGUGAAUAAGAACACAUUUUUUUAAAAAGAACUUUUAUUAAUAUUUUUUGGGGGGCUGGUUUUGUGUAAUGGUAGCUGUUUAAAUGAAAUCGGGUUAGUCACCCCUUUUAACCUGGUUCUUGAAACGAAAAAAAAUUACUCCCAUGAAGCACUUUUCUCUAACUUGUGCAUGAAGUGCAGUGUCUCUGAUACAGAUUUAAAGGUGCGAUACCAUGGUUAUGAAAGCUUCGGUAGAGGAUGAUGAUUCAGGAUGGGAACUUGGUAUGCCUGACAAGAUGGAAAAGAGUAAUACAAGCUGGAUAGAUAUAACACAGGAUUUUGAAGAAGCUUGUAGAGAACUGAAGUUAGGAGAACUACUUCAUGAUAAGCUUUUUGGUCUUUUUGAAGCCAUGUCUGCCAUUGAAAUGAUGGAUCCCAAGAUGGAUGCUGGUAUGAUUGGAAACCAAGUUAAUAGAAAGGUUCUUAACUUUGAGCAAGCUAUUAAGGAUGGCACCAUUAAAAUAAAGGAUCUUACUUCACCUGAGCUGGUAGGAAUAAUGGAUACAUGUUUUUGUUGUUUGAUAACAUGGUUAGAGGGACAUUCCUUGGCACAGACAGUAUUCACUUGCCUUUAUAUUCAUAAUCCUGACUUCAUAGAAGAUCCUGCUAUGAAGGCUUUUGCUCUAGGGAUCCUAAAAAUCUGUGAUAUUGCCAGAGAAAAGGUUAACAAAGCAGCUGUGUUUGAGGAGGAAGAUUUUCAGUCAAUGACUUACGGAUUUAAAAUGGCCAACAGUGUGACAGAUCUUAGAGUUACAGGUAUGCUAAAAGACGUAGAAGAUGACAUGCAAAGACGAGUGAAGAGCACUCGAAGUCGACAAGGAGAAGAGAGAGAUCCAGAAGUUGAACUUGAACAUCAACAGUGUUUAGCUGUGUUCAGCAGAGUCAAGUUUACCCGGGUACUACUGACUGUUCUAAUAGCAUUUACCAAGAAAGAGACGAGUGCAGUUGCGGAAGCCCAGAAACUAAUGACUCAGGCAGCUGACUUGCUUUCUGCCAUCCACAAUUCAUUGCAUCAUGGUAUCCAGGCACAGAAUGAUACCACUAAAGGAGAUCAUCCUAUUAUGAUGGGCUUUGAGCCCCUUGUUAAUCAGCGAUUGCUGCCGCCAACUUUCCCUCGAUAUGCAAAAAUAAUUAAAAGGGAAGAAAUGGUCAAUUAUUUUUCCAAACUAAUAGACCGAAUAAAAACUGUAUGUGAAGUAGUCAACUUAACUAAUUUGCACUGUAUACUGGAUUUUUUCUGUGAGUUUAGUGAGCAAUCACCAUGUGUUCUUUCAAGAUCCCUGUUACAGACAACUUUUCUGGUAGAUAACAAGAAGGUGUUUGGCACUCACCUCAUGCAAGACAUGGUAAAAGAUGCUUUAAGGUCUUUUGUCAGUCCUCCAGUACUUUCUCCAAAGUGCUGUCUUUAUAAUAAUCACCAGGCGAAGGACUACAUUGAUUCCUUUGUGACACAUUGCGUUCGGCCAUUUUGUAGUCUGAUUCAAAUCCAUGGACACAAUAGAGCUCGUCAGAGAGAUAAACUGGGUCACAUUCUUGAGGAAUUUGCCACCCUCCAGGAUGAGGCAGAGAAAGUAGAUGCAGCUCUUCAUAGUAUGUUACUGAAGCAGGAACCACAAAGGCAACAUUUGGCUUGCUUGGGCACCUGGGUCCUAUAUCAUAACCUUCGUAUUAUGAUACAGUAUCUUCUGAGUGGCUUUGAGUUGGAACUUUACAGUAUGCAUGAAUAUUACUACAUAUAUUGGUAUCUAUCCGAGUUCCUCUAUGCCUGGUUGAUGUCAACACUGAGCCGCGCUGACAGCUCUCAGAUGGCAGAGGAGAGAAUAAUGGAGGAACAACAGAAAGGCCGUAGUAGUAAGAAAACAAAGAAAAAGAAGAAAGUUCGCCCUCUCAGCAGAGAGAUCACCAUGAGUCAAGCAUACCAAAAUAUGUGCGCUGGGAUGUACAAGACAAUGAUUGCAUUCGACAUGGAUGGUAAAGUGAGAAAACCUAAGUUUGAACUCGAUAGUGAACAAGUUCGAUACGAGCACAGGUUUGCUCCGUUCAACAGUGUUAUCACACCACCCCCAGUGCACUACUUGCAGUUUAAAGAAAUGUCUGAUCUAAAUAAGUACAGCCCACCUCCUCAGUCAUCAGAUCUCUACAUGGCAGCUAGCAAACACUUCCAGCAAGCAAAAAUGAUUCUUGAGAAUAUUCCUAAUCCAGACUAUGAGGUCAAUCGAAUCUUAAAAGUUGCUAAACCCAAUAUUGUGGUCAUGAAGCUGCUGGCAGGAGGCCACAAAAAGGACUCUAAGGUUCCUCCAGAAUUUGACUUCUCUCCUCAUAAAUAUUUUCCAGUUGUAAAGCUUGUUUGAAAGAUGAGAUUAUUGUUAGGAUACUGGAAGCAUCAUCCUGUAUCAGACGCCAGCUGUAGGAUGGAAUAUCUAGUGCUGUAGCCAGACUGAGAGGGAUCUCCAGGAUAAAAGUACUGUUAUGUGGAAUACUUAUAGUUUGUCUUCUUUAUGUGAUCUGAAUGACAACUGCUGUUUUAAAAUGGUUUGUAUAAAUUUGUUUCAUGGUGAAGAUGACUUUAAUUCUGCAUUGUUGAAGAAUUUUAAUCUGCGUUGUUGAAGAAUGUUGUACCUUAAUUGAUUUUAUUACAGAUUUAAUCAAAAAUCAUUGUUGUGAAUGAUCUCUGACAGAAAAUGGUGGUUUGGGGAUUUAGUAACGCUUGGAACUGAACAAAAAUAAUACAGUAGAGCCUCAUUUCUGGUAUGCACAACUGAGCUACUGAAAUUCUGCUUUGAGCAAAGCCAGUUGGAGAGAUAGUGAGUUUCCAUAUUUUUGCCUAAAUUGCAUCAAACUUGCUCACUUUGGAAGUAGAAAGACAGUUCUUUUCUUGCCAAGUCCUGCAAGCUAGAACAAUCUUUACAGAAAUUAAGAGCAGAUGAAAAGUAUUCAUUUAGCUUGUACUGCACUGAAUUUGGUAAUUUUUGUUCAAUUGUCUAGGAGUUAUUUUAUCUCAGAUGUAGAAGUCCUUGAAGAGAGUGAGAAAUGGAGUAAGUUAGUUGCAGUUUAUUCCUUUGCCAGUAUUCUUCAUAGUACUGGAGAACUGUGUAGCUAACACCAAAUAGGAACACAAGACAUGCGGAGUAGUUACAAUACUUUCCUCAACUUUAUUUCAGUCUGGUGGUUACUUUGCCAUUGCAAAGGAGGGAUUGCUAAUUUGAUCCAUUGCUCAGUCAGCUCUUGCAUGAACUUCAUUCUUGUUUUCACUGCAGUGCUGCUGCUGAAUCCUACUGCCUUCUGAAUGGUUGAUGUAGGUAGAAAUCCCAAACAGUAAGAGCCCAAACCUACCCUUUCCUUCCUGGAACAGUUCUUCCUCCUGUGCUUCUAGAUGUGAAAUAAUAGGCGUAAGCUAUUGUGCUGAGCAACCCUUCUGCUAAAGGAGGAGAAAAAAGUUAAGAAGCUGACUUGCUCUUUGAUAAACCAUACUGCCAAGUCUGACCUGGGCCAGAAAAGCAAAUCCUCCAGGUUUGACUGCAUUGAACAGGAUGAUUCUUCAUUUUGGUGCAAAAUGGCUUACUCUGUAGUGAUGAAGUGAAGUCCCUCUUGACCAUGCAAGGCACUUGUGUUUCUCCCAGCAUAUAGUUGCACUGUGGAGUAACACCACUUUAACUCCAUCACCUAAGCAGCAGCCCUGCUGAGCUAGAGCCAGAAAACAAUGAAGAAACCCUGAAGUGGAACACCCACUUAGACAGGCUUUUCCUGGUUUCUCUGCUAAGGAGGUUGCAUAUCAUUUUACAUGUUUCCUUAUUGUCAUGAUUAAUAUACUUGAAUGCUUCUGUAAAGGAAUGAAAAUCCUGGAAAAUGUAGUUGUAAAGAUGACAAAGAGGUUCUAGUGCAGGACACUGAGAAUUCAUCUGGCUUUUGCUGCCUUCUUGUAAACAAUUGCAAAGAUCUUUCCUGACUUAAAAAUCUUGAACUAUAUGACAGCAGCUUGAAGAACAGCCUUUGGUAUUUCUCCAAAGGAAGCAGUAAGUAAAAGAAAAAAUAAGUUCCACAUCAUUUAUGGAACCAGGAAAACAGGAAUGAUAAUCUUUCCCAUUUUCAUUAACAUUAGGACUAGAUGAACUGUACAGAAUAAGGUGAAUACACAGUAGAGAAGAUUGUUUUUAUUUUAAAAUGCUUAUCUAAAAUGGAUCAAGCUUAAUUUUUUAAAAAAAUCAAGGACAAGUGUUAAUUUAAACCCCACAUGAUUACAGCAAAGCAGCUUUUCCUGCCUCAUGCAACUAAAAAUUUUAGUGAUAGACAAUACUGUGUAAACCACAGUUCCAAAUGAAUCUCGUUUUAUUCAACUGAAAGUCCUUCAAUUUUAAAACUCUAUAUAGUAGACACACAGGCCCCUUGUCUACUAGAAAUCUACCUCCCUAGUUACAUUCCUGUAGCACUUGAAGCCAUUGAGAAUAAGACUGCAUUCCUUCAUGCAUUUGAACGUUGCUCUUACGAGGUUUUCGGGCCCCCAGCUGUCAGAAGUGUGUGUUUUGUACAAAGGUGGUCCUGUUUAUAGAAAGGACAACAUCUAGCUGGCUAGAGAAGCCCAGUCAGGUUUGGGUACUAUAUAGAAAUAACAGCCAAAACAAUUUUUUAAAAAAGAAUUCUCUGGCACUAUAUGAAUUACCUUAAGGAUUUUGUUUGUUUACAGAGUAAGUCCUAAGAAAAUGCCCCUUUUACUCAGAAUGUGUAAACAUUUUGAUGUUAAAACAUGGCAUUAUUUGCAAAAAAUAACUUAAAAGCCCAAGUUUCCCAAUACUUGACAGUUAGAAGAGAUGCUCAUCCUCCUUUUCUCUCCUGCUUACAGGCAUUUAUUUUCUCUGCUAUACUGACUGUAGUAGCCCAGACCAGUGUGAGUCUGACUUAAAUGGCAAAAAAAGAGUAACCAAGAACUCAGUAAUGGAAGUUGGUGCUUUCCUUAGAAAAAUGCAAGUUAGAGUGGCAAGUCUAUCACUGACCUGUUUACGUAUUUAGGCUUAAUAGGCAUCAUUUGACUUGAGCUCUGCCUUUCACUUGAUGACAGCUGAUACUGUCUUCACACACAAGAACUGACCUUCCACUUCCAUAUUUAGGCAUCUUAAGGUACAGGAGUUGUAAACUAGUACACUGAGGAAUGACACACCACAAAAGUAGCUACAAAUGAAUACAAAGCUAAGACAUUUGUAUUUUCUUAAACGUAAUUGCUGGUUAGUUGGUAAUUAGCUGGUUAGUCAUGUCUGUCUGUCUGCUCCCAUGAUGUCUUAACGGAGGUCAGUUUGUCCUCAAAGAUUGCUCCAGACACAGGUGUCAGCCUUGAGGACAGACACAAUCUUCACACCAGCUGGCUACACACAGUGCAGGCUGUGUUGCAGUUAAGGAUGCCUUUGUGGUAGCACAGGGUAUUUCUAGGUUAUCGCCAGUAAACUAGUUUCUAGUUUACAUUCAACAUGUUACAGAAAAGACAGAGACUACGGAACAUUAACAACAUGAUACAUUGUGCAUAACAUAGGACUUCACAACAACUAGUGGGAGACAUUGAGACAUCUGGUAAAUGCAUAGUCUGGUUUACUUCCUCCAGAAGUCCGGCAGAGAUUAGUCACUUUGAACAGUUGAGAUUGCUGUUUUUACAAAGCAAGCAUUUGCCUUUCUACAUUUUAGCAGAAUAUAGUGGCUGGGUGGAGUGAAGGGUAGUCAUAGCACACCAUUUCAGAUGGCUUCUGUCAUGAAAUGUUCAGGAGUUUGAAUUUUUACACUGAACUAGCACAAGUUAGUGGUAGCUGAACCAUACUGAUCUUGUGAACAGGACUCCAACAGAGCUUUCAGAAAAAUCUUCCUGCUAAUCUCUUAAUGAGAACACGCUGUUGUCAGAGUCCUUCCCCCCGCCCUGCCCUAAAAGGCAAGAACACAACCAGCACAUUGUUUCAGCCUGGUUACAGAUAGCAUAAGCUAGCAAUUUCAUUUAGAAGGCCUAGGAAAAUGUAUCAUGCUGCAUAGCGUCUGAAGACUACUACCAUCAUGCUUGCUGGCUUUAUCUACAUUGCAGUAACAAGGUGCGAGAACAGGCACUAGGGUAGACUGCAGCAUGGUCCAUCUUCCAUCCUUCCCAUGUUUUGUUAAGGUAAGUUAGCUCUUCUUAAGCUCUUCUUACAACUAAGCUGGGGGUUGCUCUACUGCAUUGCUCAGGGGAGAGAGUUCUCUGCCAAGGAUGGAUCUUUCUCAUCUACCACCAGUCAGCACAUGUUAUUAUUGUAGUAUGACCAUACAAGUUAGCUGACUUCAAAGUUACUAUAACUGGUUUCAAUAUUGUAAUUGGUAGGAAGGAAGGAGUCAUCGCAGAUGUCAAGCUGCUUUAAAACAAGUCUCCAGAGAUUUAAUAUUAUUUUUUUCACCACUGAAACAGUACUAAAACUUCACAAGAAAAUACUACUUCAUUUGGGCCCUUAUUGAAGCCUUGAGAAGAUAAUCAAAAUGUUCUCAGAUCACUUUGCUCUCAUUGUUCCUGCAUUGAUAUGAAGAGGUGAUCAAGUUGCAUCAUGAACCUCCUUUGUUCACAGCCUCUGUCGUUCUUCACCUUGCUCAGAUAAGUGGUUCUUCAGAUCUUCAGGGUUUUGAACUAGGAAAAGAAAAAGGUACAGAGAUCUCUUUAUGAGGCAGAAGGGACAGUUCUUCAUCUAGAACGCAGCGCAAGAAAUUUUGAAAGGCUGUGAAGUACUGUAUAGUGAAGCUACAGAUACUGUCCCCACCACCAGGUGUUAAACAGUACCUUCAGUGAUGCUACACAGAAAAUAGGUCACACUGUCAGCUCAAAGAACAGACAAAUUAGCUAGCUGUAUCUGCUACAGGAUGCCAGUCACAUAUUGCAAAAUUUUCAGCAUGUGGCACUCAAGGUAAAACUUUUUUACCAUUUUCAAUCCCUGCAAGUGCUGCUUGCUUGUCCGUUUCUGAUUCAGCUUCAUUCUCAUCUAAAUUGUAAUCAACAUCCUUGUCCUGGUUCAGUGCUUCAUGUUCUACUUUGUUUGGAAAAAUGUUAGACAUAAUUAGUUUUAUGCUAUACCAUACGGUCAUCUCCACAAGAAACAGUUACUGUAACAGUCUUCCAGAGAAUUUACUUUGCUGCUGAAUGAAUUGCUGUUUAGAGUAGGUUUUCAUAUUAUUUUUCCUUUUGAACUGUUAAAUUUCAAAGCAGCUUUUGCUGUAAUUCUUUUCUAAAGGACUAGAUAGAAGAAUCUUCUAGUAUUUGGAAAGUCUAAUAAAAUUCAUUCAGCACUAGACGGACAGAACGGAAAAGCGUUAAACAUUUUCAGAAUACACUAAACGACAGCCGAAGGAAGUGUAAAGCUUGGCUGUGGUGUUGCUUUUAAAUGUAUUGCCACCACCACUAAAUCAUAACUCAGCUUGCCCCCUUCUCAUUUUAGUUUGCCAUAUUCACAGCUUUCUGCCUGAUGGACAUCAAAAAACAAAGUAUUUUAUGAUAUGCUAACUUUACACAAAAGUGCUUUUCCAUAAGAGAUUUUCUUCACCCAGUGAUUAAUUAAUCUCAAGUAAUUUUUAUCAACUAUCUUAAGAUUUCUUUCUAUAAAGAGCUCAGAAGUAAAUGGAAAGAUUAUUUCUGACUGCCAAACUACUUACCCUUACUUUUCAGUUAACCACCCAGAAAAUAAUGGCAAAGAGGUAUAAGCAUACCCCAGUUAAGAGAGAUCAGAGUCUCUGGUUCUGAACGUUCCCAAGUCAAGUCCUCCAAUUACUAACUGGCUUAGAGACCGGCUUGAAAAUUUUUAGCUUGAUGUUGUCCAUGUGCAGACCAUCGCAUAAAAUAGAUUUUUACAGUUAUAGACCUGAAGGUCUCAAACUUUUAAAAUAAGCUUUUAUUUGAAAGAGAGACAAUGCUCAGAGAAUGCAAAGGAAAUCUUCUACCUUAGUUCCUUUGGCUACAAGGAACCGAUGCAGUAAGGCGUGGUAUUUUUGUUGAACCAUCAAGCCUGAAGAACAUCCUGCUAGUCCUUCCAUCUUGGAGAAACUCUGACCUUUCACAGGCUACAUGGCAGAGUUUUUUCUUGUGCUAACUGUUGGAUGAGGUUUUUUACCUAAUCUUUCUGCUAUGUAUUCCCAUUAAAAUGGAAGCAAUCUAGGUAAAUCACAUAUUCACAUCUCUGGGGUACAGCCUGCUCUGGCCAGCAUCUUUUUGGAGCAGCUAGAAUAUAUUACCUUAGCAAUGCAGAUGAGACUAUUUAUCCCUGUCAAGUUAUCAACAGUGCUAACAUCAUGAUUCUCUGAAUGCGUUACUCAAAAAGCAUAAACAGCAUUUUUUGUGGGCAUCAAUUCCUGCUCUGCCUGCCACAAGGAUUCCUCUUGAUUACUCUGUCUGGGCUACUGGGGCCACCUGAGGCUGAGUUCCUCAAGACAGACAGAGCGACAUCUAGAUUGCAGUCAGGUUUAGGCAAGACAUCAGUACUCUGCUGCUCGGUGCUGUGGAGACAUGUAGUGCAGGGCCACAGGUGGUAGAUGCCAGAAACUGGCACCUUUGCAACAUCUGAUCUGCAGCUCUGCAGACUCACAAUAAGAAACUUUAGAUACCUGAAGUCUUAGGUCAACUUUUAUUUAUGCUAGCUUAUUUUGAAAUAGGGAGAGCUAGCACUUACACAUUGACACUAUAAAAAUAUCUGCAAAACAUCAAUACAUCUCAUUGUUUUCAAAUAUGUCAUGUUCUUAUAAAGCCUAAAUACCAAAAAGUUUCAGGGGUAAUUUCCCCAAAUGCCUUGUAGAGCCAAUGGAGAGACAGGAAGGCUCCCUCUUUACCCACUGACUGCAGAAGACUGCCAGGAACUGACCAGCCUUGGACAUCUCACAAAAACCUUUAAGAAAGCUCGUACUGGGUCCAGCCAGCUGCCACCACUGUUGCAGAAAUUAUGCCCUAUUCCAUGCUUUCGUUUCUUGGCUGUUCGAAGCAAUAUGUGAUGUGCUACCAACCAGCCUUUCCGAGGGGCAAGUCAUCUUCCUUAGCAUUGUAAUUUAGGAGCUGCUCCCUCUCAGUUUCCUCACUAGCAGCCUGCUCUGCUGCCAGCUGUAAUGCAUCUUGCCCUGCUACAUGUCUUUCAUCUUCAGAUGGAUUCAGCUCCUUCUCUGACUCGAGUGGCAUCUCCUUAUGAUCUGCAGCAGCCUUUAGUAAGUCCUGGGGGGUUUUCAGUUCACUAGAAAGCUUCUCUUCUGCCUUAGGCUCCUGUUCUCUGAUGUCAGCCAGCCCAUUCAUUCUUUCUGUGAACAAUAAAAAUGAUUCUAAAUAAAAAACCUAAUGCCUUUCAGUGGUGGCAGUUAAACCCAGUUAAAAACCUUUAAUAAAUACUGCUUUAUCUUCCACAUUCAAUGUUUUUCCUCUGAAAGAACAUCUUUCAACCACAUCAGUUCUGAAGAGAAAGGCAAAGACAACCCAUGUUUUUCCUACUGGGAACAGCUAAAGGAUGAGUCUUGUAGAGUUGACUGUGGCAUUGUUUAGCGCCUGGAGAUUCAUGCUUCUACCUACUUAAAACUUUGAUAUGUGAGUUAAUAAGUUGUGCAGGUGAAACAGUAAUUUAAAUUAAAAACUGCAGUGUACUACAAUAAAACUGAUGUGGUGUUCAAGAGUAGCUCAGGACAAAGUAGUCACAUGGGGAGAUUUGCAAGUAAAUCAAGCCUUUUCACGUUUUGAAAUAUGAAGAGGAAGUACAGGAGGGCUAUUACUUUUAGCAGACAUUACUGUGUCUUUUUUCCUGUUUAUCUGUAUUUUUAGCUAAAAAAAAAACAUCAUAAAUGUUGCCUGAAUAAACUAUAUAUAGAUGUUGUCUUCAGUUGCUAGCUCUCUAAAAUAAGAGUUGCAUACUCCUCUAAGACUGUAAUUUAAGAUAGCAUGCAAGAAUAAUUAAAUAAGAAAUUGAAUUUCUAUCAGGCACAGUACUACGCAAGACUGAUGCCAUAGGACACAUCCAUUCACAUUAAUAGUUUCUGAGAGUUUAGUGCCAAAAGCAAACAUUAGGUUAACUAAUCUGAUCUCCUGCAUAUAAUUUCCCUUACUUGCAUUUUGCAACACAUAGGAAGCAUGGAUGUGUGUGUUUAAAGCUAACUUUCAGCUAUUCCGUAGGGUGGGGUAGCAGGCUAGAUGUAUCAAUCUUAGGAAGAACACAAAUUUUAAAUGUGCUUGAAAGUUAUUGCUUCCAGAAGCAGGAUAUUUUCCUCUGUAUUAAAUGAGGCAUAGAACUCCCGCAUUGUAAAUAUUUGUAUUUUCCUUUACAUGCAACAUGUCAAUUACAACAAAACUGGACCAGUAGAAACGCUAGUAAUAAAAAUGCUUGAAUAGAUACUAUACCUCUCCACAGCUGGAAAACUUAUUAUAGUUAAGUGUACUAGUGUUGCUUUUUCCAUCUUAAUCUUGUGUAUGAAAAAUGUUUUUUUAAAUGUUCAGUUAAAUUACAAAUGUUCUCUACCA